GGCACCGAAGUCGAUUCAUUCAACACAAACGUAGUAUACACCACCAGAGCAUAGAAGCGAAAGGAAGAGAAAAAGCGAGACAUGGAGGAAGAAAACGGUUACGGUGGGAGUAGCGGUCCUAACUUGGAAACUUCCAAAGCAGAGAGAUCGGUUUGGCUGAUGAAGUGCCCUGUAGCUGUUGCUAAAUCAUGGCAGAAUCAUCCUCCUUCUCAACCUCUUUCUAAAGUCGUUUUUUCCAUUAAUCCUCUUCUUCCUGAAGAUGAUCCCUCUCAUCUCCAGUUUACAAUGGAGAUGUCUGGCACUGAAUCUGUAAAUAUGCCAAAAACUUAUUCUUUGAAUAUGUUUAAAGACUUCGUUCCUAUGUGCAUCUUCUCUGAGACAAGCGAAGGUGAUAGUGUUGCAAUGGAAGGUAAAGUAGAGCAUAAGUUUGAUAUGAAGCCACGUCAUGAAAACAUUGAAGAAUAUGGAAAAUUGUGUAGGGAGAGGACAAACAAAUCUUCGAUUAAAAAUCGACAGAUACAGGUUAUUGAAAAUGAUUGUGGACUUCUAAUGAGGCCAAUGCCUGGAAUGCUUGGUUUAAUUUCAUCCAGUUCAAAGGACAAGAAGAGGACACAGCCAGUCAAACAAACUGAUACAAAGAGAACAAGAAGAGAUCGCGGAGAGCUGGAGGAUAUAAUGUUCAAGCUAUUUGAAAGACAGCCUAACUGGGCAUUGAAGCAGCUUGUCCAAGAGACUGAUCAACCUGCACAAUUCUUGAAAGAGAUAUUGAAUGAACUGUGUGUAUACAAUAAAAGAGGCGCCAAUCAAGGAACUUACGAGCUGAAGCCUGAAUACAAGAAAUCUGUUGAAGAUACAGGCGCUGAAUAGUGCUCUGUUCUUUUCAUUAUACUCUAACUUCGCAAGUCCUCACUUCAAAAAAAGAUUGAAAAUCAGUUUCUUUCUUUGUUGAGAGGAUAAGAGUCAGUGUGUUAAGCAAAAAGUUAUAUAUGACAAGUACCUACAAAAUGUUAAACUUAUUUAUAAGUCCAGGACUCUGAAUAAUGUUCGAUUCUUGAAUUUUUUUUACCUAUAAAGAUGCAGUUAUAUAAGUCCAGGACUUUUGAUUAGAAUUUGGAUCCUCUCAUGUUGGGGUUAUGUUCUCCAUCCUAUCAUUAAUGGUGAAAUGGUGAACAUAACUCCCUCAUGUUUGAUUCAAACAUGAGAGGAUCCAAAUCCUUUUGAAUAUAUUGACUCCCAUAGAUAGAGAUGUUAUGUUCUUUAUAUUCUGUACAGUAACUAAUAGUAUGUAUCGGGCUUGCUUUAGUUUUAUGAGGCCAUUCUUUGUUACAAUUUACUGCAAA
This is a messenger RNA of Cicer arietinum (chickpea), 1340 nucleotides long. RefSeq names its product transcription initiation factor IIF subunit beta. Gene Ontology annotation, biological process: transcription by RNA polymerase II; transcription initiation at RNA polymerase II promoter. NCBI's taxonomy places the organism in Eukaryota, Viridiplantae, Streptophyta, Magnoliopsida, Fabales, Fabaceae. Gene Ontology annotation, cellular component: transcription factor TFIIF complex. The record is from RefSeq and is a predicted model, not a curated record.